GCGGGCUAACUAACAUCACCGUGUGGCCAGUGUACACACGAAGGGAUUCUUUUCUUUCCAUGUUCCACGUACCUAUUCGCGUGUUCUCAUCGUUCGACGAGUUUUUGUUGCAUCUCGAACGAGACGGUUGCGAUUGCAAUCUCUCCUUGAGAGAGCUGUAGGUUAUUGGUGGAAAGUAAACACUGGACCACUCGCGGUGUACGACACAAGAAAAGAAAAGAUAAAGAAGCGUUUUCUUUACAAAAGAUAGUUUGUAAUAGUGUAUCGACAGUUGAUUUUCUAUACUUUUACCAAAAGUCGUUAAGAAACUAUUGCAAACCAGUGAAUUUGUGCAUGUAUACGAUACGAGGUGAAACUUGGAGAUACGAGACGAGUUUCGGUGUGUUGACUUCUUGACGCGACAAUAAUUGUUGGAUGAUAGUUCGAUUUAAUGAUCGGUGUUAAAAUUAUUGGAAAAUAGUCUGAACAUGUCAGCCACGAUCUCGAAGAUAUCGGCAAGCAACGUGGGGAACGGGACGAAUGCAAUUUCUGACAAGGAUCGUGACGUAGAAAAGGGCGAGCUUCAUUCGGACGGCGUAGGCCUCUCGUCGUCGGUUUGUUCGCGGCCGACGUCUUCGUCGCGGACAUCGACGUCGGCCGAGAACAGGGUCGAGCUCGAGGAUAAACCAAGAGAUGGACCGAACGUCGCGAGCGUAGAGGUGGAAGUGGUAGUCGCCUCGAACAAUGAACCGAUGAUAGGAGCGGGGACGGAGGCGACGACAACGACAACGGCGAAGACGAGGACGCGAACGGGAACAGAAACGGAAACGGGCGAACCGAGCCGGUGGAAAGCAGUCGGCCGCCUGCUUCGCCGCUUGGCGCUCAUCAUGAUGCUGUUGGCGAGCUUGGUCGCCUGUUUGGCGCUGAUCGCCAUGUACGCGGGCCCCAUUUUCCUCGUGCAGCUGCUUGUGGUUGUUCUCGUCGCCUAUCUAGUCUCCGGCGGACGUUUCAGAUGGUUUUACGUAGCCUUCAAAACUUUGCCCAGGGACGUGAUAGCCAUCACAGGGUAUUUGAAAAUUCUUUGGACAAUUUGUUGUCACUCGAAAAAGGAUCGUAGCGUCGCUGAUGUAUUUCGACAGCAUGUCGCCAGGCAUCCCAACAAAGUUUGUUUUAUUUACGAAGAUGAAGAAUGGACGUUUCAACAGGUGGAGGAUUAUAGUAACAAAGUUGCAACGAUGUUCAAAACCUAUGGAUAUCGUAAAGGAGACGUGGUCGCCGUGCUUUUGGAAAAUCGAGUGGAGUUCAUUGCAAUUUGGCUUGGUCUGAGUAAGCUGGGAAUUAUAACGCCCCUCAUUAACACAAAUCUUCGGAAAGCUGCACUCCUGCACAGUAUCAAUGUGUCUAAAUGUCAAGCCCUCAUUUACGGAUCAGACUUCACUGACGCUGUGACAGAUAUCGUGGACUCGUUGGAUCCAAAAUUCACAUUGUAUAGAUUUGGCAAUUUACCAAGUUCCAAAACAUCAAAACUAAACGAGAAAGAUUUAAACGCCAUUUUGGCUGACAUUUCUCCCGCUCCACCGGUUCUUCAAGAAAAAGGCUGUCACCAUGAUAAAUUAUUGUACAUUUUCACCAGCGGCACAACUGGUCUUCCUAAAGCAGCAGUUAUAACUAACUCUAGGUAUAUGUUUAUAGCGACUGGUAUUUUUAUGAUGGCGCAAUUCAAAAGUACAGAUAGGUUUUAUACACCAUUGCCAUUGUAUCAUACUGCAGCUGGCGCAAUGACCACAGGUGCAACUCUUCUUCAUGGAGCGACUACAGUAAUUAGGAAGAAGUUUUCAGCGAGCUCCUACUUCACUGACUGCAUCAAAUAUAAUUGUACAGUUGGCCAAUAUAUUGGAGAAAUGUGUAGGUACAUCUUAGCUGUACCUCCAAAACCAGAAGACAAGAAACAUAAUAUUAGACUGAUGUUUGGAAAUGGCUUGAGGCCGCAGAUAUGGCCUGAAUUUGUAGAACGAUUUAAUAUUCCACGAGUUGCUGAGUUUUAUGGAGCAACGGAAGGAAAUGCUAACAUUGUAAAUACUGAUAACACUGUUGGAGCUAUUGGCUUUAUGUCUCGAAUCAUUCCAUCGGUUUAUCCUAUUUCUAUUUUGAAAGCAAACGCUGAUGGAGAACCUAUUAGAAAUGCAAAAGGUUUAUGUCAAGUGUGUGAACCGAACGAACCAGGUGUAUUCGUUGGAAAAAUUAUACCCAGCAAUCCAUCUAGAGCAUUUUUAGGAUAUGUAGACGAGAAAGCAUCCGAAAAGAAAAUAGUUCGUGAUGUAUUUACAAAAGGCGAUUCAGCAUUUAUAUCCGGUGACAUUCUAAUCGCAGAUGAGUUUGGUUAUUUAUAUUUUAAAGAUAGAACAGGCGACACAUUUAGAUGGAAGGGAGAAAAUGUUUCUACAUCUGAAGUCGAAGCUAUUAUUAGUAAUGUUGUUAGCUAUAGAGACUGCAUUGUAUAUGGAGUUGAGGUCCCGGGUGUCGAAGGUAAAGCUGGAAUGGCAGCAAUAUAUGAUGCGAAUGCUACGUUAGAAAUUAAUAAAUUGUCAGUUGACCUGAAAGAACACCUAGCAUUUUAUGCAAUACCUAGAUUUAUUAGGGUUUUAACCAAAAUUGAUCUCACAGGUACAUUCAAAUUAAAGAAGAAGGAUCUCGUAGAAGAAGGAUAUGAUCCUAAAAGGAUACAAGACAAGUUGUAUUAUUUGAGUGAAAAAUUGGGAUACCAGUUAUUAACCCCUGAAAUUUAUGAUCAAAUUCAACAAAGAAACAUUCGAUUUUAAGUUACGUUUUUACGAAAGAAAAUCCAUGGGAACAAUUUUUGUUUUAACAGUUUUACAAGUGCAUCGUCAAGGUGAGGAAAGGCUUUUCAUCUUCACUAUAUUAAAUCAAACGGCUUAUUUUAUGCUGACGUAUUUUUUCAAGAAUAAUUAAAUUAUUAUGAUUCUCGCUUCAUUGUCUUUCUAAUAUAAUCUUUUAUGAGCUUAUAUUUCGGAAAUAGAAUCUUAAUAACGUAUAAAAUGCGUUGUAUCAAAAAUAGAAGAAAAGAUCUCCGACUUAAAAAUGAGGUGAAUUUCAUAUUUUCACAAUUAGAAUUGUUAAUGUUCGUUAUUAUUAAUUCUACAUCUUGCAUAAAUUUUGCAAUCAUUUCAUUUUGAAAUUACAUCACAUUUUGUAAUAGAAAUUAUAUAAGAAAUAAUUAAUUUAUAUUUAUAAAAAUCGAAGUUAAAUAUUUUGAAAAAAAAGAAAAAUGUGUAUUCUAGAAAAGAAGAUGCACAGAAUGUACAUACUGUAUGUACCUUGGGAAUCUUCAAUUCCGUAUAAACUACUAUAUAUUGAAUUAUACAUAGCACAAAAACGUAAAUAAAAUAUGUAUUUUGUAACAUAAACUGGGUAUAACUAUUAAUUUGAAAUCUAGCCACUGUUAUACGCGUUGUACUGUUGUAUCUAUAUUUUACUAUAUGUUGUUGUUCGUGUACCAUCUUUGUUAUGAAGUAUAUACAAAUAUGUACGUUAUUGUUAAUAGUGUUACUACACAGGAUAUUUAACAUUUUCGUUAAGAAACUUCCAUGAUUAAAAUUGGAUAAAAAUAUAUAUUUAUAAUAACGAAUAUAGACGUUAUGAUUCAAUGAAACAUUCCAUUAUUAUUUUUAUGAAAUAUUUCAUCAUAACACAUUACCAUCUAAUGAUAUCAUCUACUUUGGUUAUUAAAUAUUCGACAUAUCGUAGUUUACUCGCUUUAAUUAGUGCCAAACGAUUUUAGUUAAUAUGAAUAGUGUGGCGUCGCUUCUCAUGCUCGCCACCAGAGGUGUCGCGCUCUCAUAAGUGCUCGACUGGCCACUCGGUUGCUAUAUAUACAACUCUACUGACCUUUCAAUGUUCCAGUCGUCUAAGGCAGGGCCUGCUAGAAAGCAUUACUGAUGAGUCCACUAGUGCCCCCUCUUUUCCUUUUCUACUCUCCUACGAUAGUUCGAGUUCCUACCGCAGCGAAGCAGCGCCACAG
Molecule: messenger RNA, 4018 nt
Organism: Colletes gigas
Lineage: Eukaryota; Metazoa; Arthropoda; Insecta; Hymenoptera; Colletidae
Gene: Fatp1
Product: long-chain fatty acid transport protein 4
Exons: 13
Coding region: 468-2798 (776 amino acids)
Biological process (GO): triglyceride homeostasis
Cellular component (GO): endoplasmic reticulum
Molecular function (GO): long-chain fatty acid-CoA ligase activity; long-chain fatty acid transmembrane transporter activity
Source: RefSeq, a predicted model, not a curated record